Messenger RNA from Penicillium samsonianum, 2076 nucleotides. RefSeq lists its product as uncharacterized. NCBI's taxonomy places the organism in Eukaryota, Fungi, Ascomycota, Eurotiomycetes, Eurotiales, Aspergillaceae. Bases 1 to 2076 code for a protein of 691 amino acids. The transcript is spliced from 3 exons. The record is from RefSeq and is a predicted model, not a curated record.
AUGGGCAAAGCUAACAUGCUAGUUCCUCCAAGGCACUUGUCUCAACUACUAACGGAUCCGCAAUCCUCCAUGGGGUCUCGGGAUCGAUCUUCAGUGUCGGUGCUCAGUCAAGAACCACUGAAGCCCCAAGACAGUUACACAGCUGCGAACACUGUUUGGUCUAUUGAUCAUUGCGAUUUGAAAUUAAAGGUGAAUGACACCCGCAGUAAACUGAGAAGAUUCAAUCCAAGCUUCAGACUGCUAGCGAUUAUGGGUCUGUUCGCCAUAUGGGGGUUGUUGCUUUUGUGGCACCUCCCAUCGGCUUCCUCGCUUCAGAGCGGGUUGCAGUCUAUUGCUGGCUUUUCAUCCCAGGCGUCUAGCUCAACUAGUUUGCAAGAGUUUUUCCAGCUCUAUCAGCCAAUAUCGCUCGAUUCCAGUGGAAACGACAACUGCGAUGUCGAGAUAUUGCUCAUGGAUCAUGUUUUUGGCGUCAGUUAUGGAGCGCCAUUUGUUGGCGACUAUCAGCCCCCAAAAUGCGACUUCGAUACUGUACGAAUCAAUCUCACAGUCACCUCUCGGGGAAAGCAGUUUGAUCGCCUGGCACUAAUGUACCUUGGAGACAAUGAAGUGUUCCGGACUUCAACUGCAGAGCCGACAACCAAUGGGAUUGUCUGGACUUAUGUCAAAGAAAUGUCGCAGUAUAACUCGCUAUGGAAGAAUCCCCAAAAGCUGAUAUUUGACUUGGGAAAUAUCAUUAACGAUGUUUACACCGGCUCGUUCAACGCUACGCUUACAGCGCACUUCUCUGAGGAGCAAAAUGUCAAGACGGCGGAUAUAAUUCUUCCAAUCUCUGCCAAAAAGUCAGCAUCAAACUCUUCAAGUGCCUUCCAACUUCCCAGAGAUAACACAACAGUCAUGUACGAGAUCCCCGCUGCGGCAUCGCGUGCUGUUGUGUCAAUAUCGGCAUGUGGACAAUCAGAAGAAGAGUUCUGGUGGUCCAAUGUUUUCUCUGAGGAUACCCGAGACUUUGAAAGCACUGUGGGUGCGCUAUAUGGGUACACUCCCUUUCGUGAAGUUCAGCUCUAUAUCGAUGGGAUCCUUGCCGGGCUUGUCUGGCCAUUUCCUAUUAUCUUCACGGGAGGCGUGGCUCCGGGAUUCUGGCGUCCGGUUGUCGGGACUGAUGCAUUCGAUCUUCGACAGCCGGAGGUUGAUAUUUCCCCAUUUCUUCCCAUGAUUCAAGACGGGAAGCAACAUUCGUUUGAGAUCCGGGUGACUGGUCUUAAUGUCUCGGCAGAUGGGACCACAUUUUCAAACACUGUGGGCUCAUAUUGGGUUGUCACAGGAAAUAUUUUCAUAUAUAUCGACGACAACAGCUCAGCCUCUAAAGCCACUGUCACUAGUUAUAACAACCGGCCCACCCUGGAUGCUCCCUUGCCAGUGUUUGCUGUGACUCGGAAUCUUAUCCACAAUGAUGCUGGGGGAAACGAUUCUUUGUCAUAUUCUGUGGUUGUCGAGCGGGUUUUCAGUGCAAAAUCUUCUGUGUACUCCUGGUCUCAGACACUAUCCUUCUCCAACCACGGUCUCCUCAACCAGCAAGGAUACAGUCAAGUUAACAGACAACUCAUAACUGGUAAUAACACUAUCACCGAGCUCGGAGAUACACCCAUCUCAAACAGCAUUGCAUUCCAAUAUCCCUUGGUUGUCAAUGCAACUUACGGCAUCACGUCGAAUGGGACGACAAUUGACUCUUGGAUGAAGAGAGGUCUCGAUUUUGAGGCAACAGGAGGGCUCGGUAUUUCCACUUACACCUUGACCUCGGGGCCAUCAUACCUACACACAAGUCAGUCUGGCACGGCGCAGUAUAAAUCCGUUACUGGUGGAAGCUCAACCUCUUGGGGCGACACCACCAAUGUUUUCGACAGUCAGAGUAAUGGGCGAUCAUACCAUCGAUCUGUUCAUGCAAUCAAUGGUACCGUUGUAGAUGACACUCAUCCUGAAGGCAAGACCUCAGCGUCUUCGCCACAAGAUCAUGGGGAUACUGGGAGAGAUAGUGUGAGAGCUAUAAUUGGAAAAGGACCUGGAGCUCUUAUAAACUAG